UUGGCAGGAGCAGUGUGGAUUCAGGGCCUAGAAAUCGAGAACCGACCACCAAAUGACAACACAGGAGGCGAGGAAACAAUGAAGAAGUAGAGCGACCUCCGACACUAGAGAAUUCACACAUGUUCCUGUUGUAGAUCGGACGAGGCUUCACAGGCAUGAAGAUCACAGGACACGAAAAGGAUCGUGGAUUUGUGAGCUCUCGCCAGAACUGAGGAGGUGAUCCGUUAAUAAUAUGUGAAUAGUGUUGCUGAUGAGUGGUUCGUGGCUGCAGGGCUGGUCCGUGUCCCCGCCUCGGCCUCAGGUGAGCCGGCUGCUGGGAGCAUGAGUGCCGCAUGGCUCUCUGCAGCGGGCUCUCUCCCAAAGGCCUCGGCAUGAAGUCUCCGAUGCUGCGAUGGCUGAUGCUGCUCUGCCUGAGCCUCCCCCUGUUGUUUUGGUUUGCACAUGUGAUCACACGGGACGGUCCGUCGCCUGUUCUGCAAAGCAGCGGGCUCAGGGGCUACGUGAGGAUCAGCCCCGGCGGGAUGGAGCAGUUUCUGCACAAGCACUGCAACCAGUGUGCCUUGGUCUCCAGCUCAGGUCAGAUGCUCAGAGCUGGCAUCGGUGACGAGAUUGACAGGUUCGCCUGCGUCAUCCGGAUGAACAAUGCACCCACGGAUGGGUUUGAGAGGGACGUGGGCAGCCGCACCAGUGUUCGGGUCGUGUCACACACCAGCGUUCCCCUGUUGGUGAAAAAUGAACAAUACUAUUUCCAGCAGUCGGCGGACACCACAUACGUGUUCUGGGGUCCUGAUAGGAAUAUGAGGCAGGACGGGAAAGGACGCAUCUUCAACACACUCCUGAAAAUAGCGAAGAAGUACCCGGAUGUGAAGAUCUACACUGUGACCAGAGAGAAGAUUCAGUACUGUGACAGUGUGUUCCAGAACGAAACCGGAAAAAACAGAAUGAAGACGGGGGCUUUUCUCAGCACUGGAUUUUUCACCAUGAUCCUGGCCAUAGACAUGUGUGAAAGAAUCCACGUGUACGGGAUGAUCGAUGAUAACUACUGCAGUCGGGCCAAUCACAGCGUUGUUCCCUACCACUACUACGAGCAAAACCGAGUCAACGAGUGCAGGAUGUACAAAGUGCAUGAGCACACCAAACGCGGGGGUCAUCGCUUCAUCACUGAGAAGGCCAUCUACGCCCGAUGGGCCACGCACCAUGAUAUCAAGUUUAAACACCCCUCCUGGAGUCUCUGAAGGAGGAAGCGAUAGUUCCCAGAUGUUUCCGAUGUUUCUCGACUGCUGUGGAAUUCACUUUUGCUGAUGUUCUUCUGAAUAUUUGCUGGAAAAGAACUUGAACAUGAACAAAAUUGGUUUGGCGAUGGUCUCCGGCUUUCACUUGAGAUUAGACUUUUUUUGAGUCAUUUGAUACUGGAUUAUAGUGGGAAAAUCUGCAAUCAUAGAUAUCAAGUAGUGCAUUUAAUUUCUAUGCCAGUGAAGAUUUUGACGUACGACCCUCAGUAUUACUGAAUAUCCCCAUUAUUUAAAGCCAUAUGUCAGUAUUCUGAUAUUAGCCACUAAAAGCAGUUUAUACCAAAGCUUAUACUUAAAUCUCUUCAUGCUUGUGCCUUGACAUUCAGUCUCAUCUCUAAACCUAACCCUAACCCAUCUUAGUCUCCAAUCUAGCCCCUGUCGUUUAAAACUACAAAAUGCACCUUAUGCAUAUUGCUGGAACUGAUAGAUAAUUUCACAAGUGCUCAGUCUGGUGUUUAUUUUCCUGAUUGAGAAUUAAUUGAUUAACCAGAGAUUUGUCAUUUUGCAAAAAAAAAAAAAACUUCAAUGAUUAAUUAAUUAUCUGAAAACGAUUGUGAUUAUGUUUCUGUGUAAUGUCUAAUUGUUCCGGCUCCAGUAUUGUUUCUCCUGCUCUCCUCCCUGACAUCUGGGCCAUACUGCGCCUCACAACUUGACAAAUACUCUGCACGGUCUGCCUGCCUCAGACCAGAGUCCAGCUCCAGCUAAAGUAAACCAAUGCCCUUGGACAGCCUUUUCAAAAAAGAAAACAAGUUUUUAAAGUGUUAUAUGUGGCCCAUUUCAUUUGCUUAUUGAUUCAAAUUUUUCUGCCCUCUGAUAUUUUUAAUGCUGUGGCCAUGGGCCUGAACUGUUGUUGCUCAAAUAACUAAACAGGAUACAAGGUUCUUGCUGUUUCUUUAUUUACAUUCAAGUACUUACUGUUGAGCUUGAAGCUUUUUACUUGCCCUCACAACAAGCAGUUUAAAUGUUGAACGUGUUAUUGUUAGUUUAAAAUUAAACUACACAUGUGGUUAUGUUGAUGUGAACAUUGAUGUUUCCAUAAUGUCCUGAGUGCCAUUUAACCCCCAGUGUGAUCAUUCAGUUUGCAGAGGUUUCAUGUGGCAUUGGUGGUGUAACCUUUCAAUCAAGUAUUCUGCUGCCUGUUAACAAUGAAAACUCAAGUGUUGCCUUUUCAGUUGCAUUGUGCUUUUAUUUUGUGACUAACUCCAAAGACUGUAAUAGUAUUUGCACUACUGUUCAAACUACUGUGUCAGUGUUUAACUGUACAUUUCAAACAUGCACUGUUUGAGUUCAAGUGUAUAAUGAUUUACUUUUUAGGAAGCAAACUUUUACGUAGUGAAUUGUGCAAAGUAAAAACUUGAAUGUAAACUCGACCACUGAGAGUGUGAGAUCGGUGUCAACACGUAUAAAUUAACUGUCAAACA
Molecule: messenger RNA, 2713 nt
Organism: Limanda limanda (common dab)
Lineage: Eukaryota; Metazoa; Chordata; Actinopteri; Pleuronectiformes; Pleuronectidae
Gene: st6galnac4
Product: ST6 (alpha-N-acetyl-neuraminyl-2,3-beta-galactosyl-1,3)-N-acetylgalactosaminide alpha-2,6-sialyltransferase 4
Exons: 5
Coding region: 333-1235 (300 amino acids)
Biological process (GO): ganglioside biosynthetic process; oligosaccharide metabolic process
Molecular function (GO): alpha-N-acetylgalactosaminide alpha-2,6-sialyltransferase activity
Source: RefSeq, a predicted model, not a curated record